AGUCACACAUCACGAAUUCAGGGUUUAAGGACCUGUUGAAUACUGUGAAGUUCUUUGAGGCCUAAGCCUAGCUCACUCUCACUUUUCUAAGCAAAACCCCAAAAAACUUUGCGAAGAAUCUGCCUCUUUCCCUCUCUCUCCUGACGAGAGUGAUGGAGACGAUGAAGCUGAGACUGCGAGUAAACUUCCAAGAUCGUGGAAUUCUAAGCAAAACCCAGAAAAAAAAUGGUCUCAAGCGUUCAUGGGUUCUUCUCAAACCACAGUUUCAGACUAUUUCCGACGUCGUUUCUUAUCUUCUUCACUCUUUCGACCUCCAUCACUCCUGCCCUAAUGGCAUCAUCCUCUUUAUGAAUGGCUUUGUUCUUCCACCAUUUGAGUCCACUACCAUUUUCAAGGAUAAAGAUCGAAUAAGUGUGAAAAGGAAUGGGUUGGGCCUGUGUAACUCAUUGAAGGCAUCUGAAGAGGCGAGACUAUUCGUUGAAGAUGCAAUAGUAGAGAAGCAACCAUUACCCUCUGCUGUCCGGCUUUUGGCAAAUGAGGAGUUUGACAAAGAGACGGGAGGCUACCAGAGUGAAAUCGAUGAGGAUGAAGAUGAGGCAGAGGAGCCUGUGCAAAAUGCUCAAGGUGGAGAUGUAGUUUCCAAGAAGAGAAAGGCAUCCAGCAAAAUUGAGAGCUCAAAGAAAAAGAGACAGCGGCAGGUAACACCUGAAAGUGUCCAGAAGAAGGAUGCUGAUCACCGUGAGCAUGUCAAAACACCGCAGAAGAAAAGAAAACUUGCUAAUGAGAGUACACACAAAGUCGCAAUUAAUUGCACCAAAAGUCCAGAGCCAACUUCUAACACCAAUGAACUUGAGGACAAAAAGGAAAAGACUGUACAUGCAUCUGGCGCGCCUAAUGGAGAAAGAAAGGUAUGCAGAAGUACUCGGCGUAAGAGGAUUCAGAGGAAAUGGCAAAAAGUACACAGUGCCAAAACUAAUGUGGCUGAGGGUGAGAAACAAGUGCCUGUGCAAGAUCUAAAUAAAGAUUCAGGAUCUGGAAAAGAUGUGGUUAAAAACAUCGAACUGCUUGUUUUGGAAGAUGGUGAUGCAGAUGAUGAUCUAGUCCCUGUAGAGAUUCGGCCUGGACACAUACGCUUCACUCCGUCUGGCAAAUCCAAGGAUAUUGAAGACAAUCAAGAAGCAAAUGGUUGGGAUGUUCAGACAACCCAAAAAAGUUCUUUUGAAGAUCACACCACACAGAAGCAUGUUUGGGAUGUUGACAAACAUACACCAGCCAAGGAAACAUUUUGCUGGAAUGGAAUCACAAAUAAAAGGAAAGGUCAGCAAUGGGGCAAGGAGAAUCAGCCAACCUCCUGGAAGGAAUCAAGAGAUUAUAGCAGCCAUUCUAGUUCAAGAGCUGCCAGAAACCAGCCAAGCUCUUCCUGGAAGGGUCAAAGAGAUUAUAACACCCACUCUUCUGGUGCAUGGGAUUCCAGAAAACAGCGGCCAAAUAACACUUAUGUGGAUUUCGAGAAGCUCAUACCUUUAAUUGACUUGCCGAAGGUAGGCGACAUAAUUGCAUAUCGUUUAUUGGAGCUGUCAUCAUCUUGGUGCCCGCAGCUGUCUUCUUUCCGAGUUGGAAAGAUUUCAUGUGUUCAUCAAGAUUCGAAUAAAAUUAUGUUGGUUCCAGAACCAGAAUACCCACUUAAUCUGGAAAGGAAGGCAGGCGAUGAUCAUGAUGAUGAUUCUGGAGAACCUCCGCAACCUUCUGUGUAUAAUGAAGAUGGAUCCCUAGAGAUAGAUUUCCCUUCUCUUGUUGAUGUACGUAUUUUGAAGCGCGUUGACUCGAGUCAAUCAGAAGCCACUGGAGCCCCAGCAUCCGAUGGUACCUCUGUCCCUCCGAAUAUGUCUAAGAAGAACAACAUAACAGAAGAUGGAAGUAAGAAUGUUGUACCAGAUACUGGUAAUCAAAAACUGCGUACACCUGGUGCUCCUGCGAAUGGGAAGAAAGACGUGUGGGAAGAGAUAAGCGAGGCCUUGUCUGCAAAGAAAGCACAGCUUACACAAGAGGAUAGUUGGAACAAGAAAGAAACUUCGGCUAAGCGCUCAUGGUCUCGCAGAACCUUGAAAAGCAGUGCGCUCGGUCCUACUAUGGCUUUGUUACGAGCACAAAAUGGUGUAUGAAUCAUGAAGGUACGACCAUAAAGUUUUGAUACGCAGCCUCGAUCACGAGCCUUGAACCUAUGGUCACUUGCUACAUAUUAUUGUGGUUCUUUUCCUUGGGUGUGUUAUUAUGUAUAGGCUCUUUGCACAGGUCUAAUAUGUCUUCUCUGUGCAUUUAGCUUUGUGAACCCUUAAUCUGUAUGUGGCUACAUGGUAAACUUUUCGAGGUUGUGAUGUUCACCGUAAUGUAUCUGAAAUCGAAUUUGCACCAAUGAUAUGUACACAUGCAGUUAUAAAUAGAGUAACAGACAUUUUAUCCA
Molecule: messenger RNA, 2461 nt
Organism: Beta vulgaris subsp. vulgaris (sugar beet)
Lineage: Eukaryota; Viridiplantae; Streptophyta; Magnoliopsida; Caryophyllales; Amaranthaceae
Product: coilin
Exons: 13
Coding region: 153-2162 (669 amino acids)
Biological process (GO): spliceosomal snRNP assembly
Cellular component (GO): Cajal body
Molecular function (GO): U1 snRNA binding; U2 snRNA binding
Source: RefSeq, a predicted model, not a curated record